GCAUCGGUUUUGCUCAGCAGUGCAGUUUUGCAAGCUGCUAACUGGGAUUACACACGGCAUCGACUCAUCCAACUGGACGUGAAGUCUACAAGAUGACGUAAGCUCCAAGCUUAUGAUGAGCCCCCGGGAACUAAAACUUGGUCAGCGUGUUGAGGUAACGGGUAAAAAACUGCUGGGUAAAGUUGCCUAUGUGGGACCCACUAAUUUCGCCGCCGGACUCUGGUACGGCGUGGUGCUGGACGAGCCGCUAGGCAAAAAUAAUGGAAGCAUCCACGGCAGCAUUUACUUCAAGUGUCCCACCAACUGCGGACUCUUCGUGCGCGCCCAGCAGCUGGUGAGGAUUGCCGAGUUUUCAAACGGAGCGGAUAAUCGAAAAACCGAUGAAAUGCAACGUGACGGGGCGCGAGCAAAACUUUCGAGGCGGAGUGGCGGGGGAAAGUCCGUGGAGGAGCAGGAGAACCAGAGGGAGCAGAUGCCCAGUACAUCUGGAAAAGCGAAGGCAACGCCUUCUACUCCAUCGCCUCAGCGUAGGAACAGGAACAACCAAUCCUUAAGGGAACCCGCAUUGGCCAAGACUUCUGGGAAAUUUUUGGCAGCCCAACAACAACCUUUACAGCUUCCAAAGAGUCCAAUCGUGUCUGAAGGCAAUCUUAAGAAUUUGGAAGGUGCGGAAGCUGAAGGAGUAAACAAGUCUCCCAGGAGGCCAUCAGCUUCUGAGCAAUCAAAGCAGCUAUCUAAGCAGGAAUCCAAGGAUUCACCCCAGAAAGCAAGAAAAGACGAUGAGUCAGCUAAGACAGAAGACGACCCCCAAAUCAUGGACGCAGUCGACACAAAAAAGGAGGCUGUUGUCAAUCCGCUUCAAACAAGCACAAUCGGAGAGCUGCCUACACAAAAGGCCAGUGUUCAACUGACACCGCCAAUUAUGACCUGCAAUCAGAGACGAUCCACAUCCUACACCCAGUUAAGACCCACAAGGAUUAGCCAACCCAAGCCAACAACAGCACAGGCUCAGAGCUCCACAGCUCAGCUCACUUUGGCCAUGCCGGUUCCUCUGGCGUUGGCUCCCAAGCGCAGCAAGACUAGUAUGAGUCCCACAAGCUCGAUAAAAAGAAUUGCGCCUGCCGCCUUUGUGGAGCCACGCUUCCUGGAGAUUCUAAGACCGCAGUUCACACCUGGGCCAGCACUCCGAACCCCCAGCUCAGUGGCUCCACCUCUAGAUAACCCAGAGCUUCGACAAUUAAAGGAAGAACUCCAACUGCUAAGGGUACAAAAGAGCGAGGACAAACUAAAGCUCCUAGAAUUGGAGCGGAUGCGAAUACACAAUGAGCAACUGAUAGAAUUCAAGUCGCAGAUCAUGACGCAGCAGGUACUGCUCCAGAGGGAACUGCAGAGGUCACGACACGAACUGAGAGAAGCUCAGGAUAUUUCCUGUAAAUUCAAGAGGGAGUUGGACGAGAUAGCUGAGAGUAUAGAACUGCUCACCCUGGAUAAGGAAAUGGCGGAGGAGCGCAUGGAGACCUUGCAAAUGGAAUUGGAAAUGGCUCAGGAAAGAAAUGACGAACUAACCUUGGAUGUGGAGAUCUUAAAGGCGGAGCAGGAGGAGCAGCAGGGUCAACGCAUUGAGAAGAGUGAGAAACAAACCGGUGUUGGAGCAAAUGCCAAAACCGCCGGGGAGUUCCUUCGGUUAGAGCAGUAUAACCAGCGCCUUCGGGAAACAGUGGUCCGUCUAAGAGACACUCUGGCCCAGGAAAAGCAACUUGGUCAACGAACGCACAAGGAACUCGAGACCAAACACUCAGAAAUCAACGAGCUGAAAAGCAUCAAGGAGUUACUAAGCAGAAGGGUGGACAACAUGGAAGUGCAGCUAAUGGAUUUGAAAGAGCAGGUAGAUGCCUCUCUCGGGGCAGAGUCCAUGGUUACCCAGCUGGCCUCCCUAAAACUAGAGCUAGAAGAUCGCGUCAAGCUCUUGGAAGACGAAGUCAACGAACUGGAAGCACUCGAACAAAUCCAAGAGCAACUUAUAGAAAGUAAUCAAGAACUGGAAACGGAUCUCCGCGACGAGAUCGACAAGUUAAGUAAUCAAGUUAAGAUCCUGGAGCAGCAGAAAAACGCUGCCAUGGAGAGUCUUUACGACCGAGAUGUGACCAUUAUGAAAUUCCGAGACUUGGUUAGACAGCUUCAGGAGCAACUCCAACUUCGGGCAGAUGGCACCUUGUCCAUCGAGGAUUUCAGCAGUGCCAACGAAUCACAGCAGGAAGAAGGAUCUAAUCAGAGCCAGGCGGACUACCAGCAUAUUUUCAGUGUGAGCAAGGCUUACGGAAGGGCUCUUGAGCAGCAGAUAAAGACUGUGGAGUUAAGAUUGCAGCGACAACACUUAGAGCAUGUCCUGGCCUUCGUCCCCGAACAGUUCCUUUUGCGCGGAGGGGAGCACGAUGUGGUACUGGUCAUGCUGCUUCUAGAGCGGAUGAAUGAGAAACUGACGAUCGUAUGUCAGGCCAUCAAUGAGAAGUUUCCCACGGCCUGCGAGUUUGGUCGCGAUGCCAUUUUUGAGGGUUACUCUGUACAGAGGUACAUCUUCAGGUCGCAGUGCCUUUACCUGCUUAAGAGUCUCCAACUGGUGCUCCAGCAGUUCCGCCAUGGCCUCAAUCACUGCGAUUACGAGUUGUGCACACAUGCGGCCAUUUAUCGAAGUGAUCUGGAGGUCCAGGAGCAACAACUUGACGAGUUUGUGCGGCUUCUAAAGACUGGACAACUGGAUGAGCAUACGAACUGCGAACCCAUUCAGCGUGUUCUUCACUACGUGAAUGGAUUACACCAGAAUCUGAUGCCUCCUCAAACGCUUGUAGAACUCCUCGACGAGCAGCAGCUCUAUGAAGCCCUGAUCGAAGUCUAUGAAGCUGGCUUGGAUGCAGUAAAUGCAAAUGCAGGUCUGAUGCACACAAUUAUACAGUUGGGCCAUGAGCAGACCGCAUCAUUUAGUUGCAUGCAGUUGCUAAUGGAACAGAGCUGUGCCCAUAAGCAGAAGCUUAAGAAGCUCCAGAGGAAAUUAAGUGGUAGCAAGACGGCUUCCUGGACGGGAAUGCAGUGUGCCAGGUACCAGAGAAUCCUAGAGGCCAACGAAGCUUUGGGUGCCCUUAUACGUUUGCUGGGAUCCACUGCACGAGAAGCUAGCAAAGACUCCAAUGGGGGAAUAGCCCACGAGAAGUUGUGGAGGAUGCUGGUGCUCAACUACAACAAGUUCGCUCCAAGUCAGGAGGCCGAGGAACCCAGGGAAGUGGAUGCCUACAGCCAGCGGUGUAUGCAACUCCUAGAAGAGCAAUUGGAUGAACUCUUCACAUUGCUGGAAUCCACAGACGUGAACACAGAGUAUGUGCGUCAUCCGACCAGCAACACGUUGCAGGAAAGGGCUGCGCAGGUGAAAAGGCACUACGAAGACGUAAAAAACCUGGAGCUGACUGUGGCAGAGCGAGAGAAGGAAAUCAAAAGCCUCAAAUACAUGGCCAAGAUGAAGCAGCAGGACUUCUCGGAGCUACAGGUUCGCAAAGAGAUGGCCGAGAAGCAACUGAGCAAACAAUGUCACGUUCUUGCUGGAUUCGCGGAAGCUGUAGAGCAGCUGGAGCAAUCGAUCCUGGCCAAGGAGGCGGCUCUUGGUCAGGCCUUGAAUAUACUAGCGGAUAAGAUAUCAAUCCUAGAACAGGCCCAGCAGCAUUGGAAGGAGCAGCAGCAGGCGAAUAGUGCAUGUGUGACUAGUACCACGAUAAGUUCCAAUCGAGAGAUGAACAUGCUCCAUCAGGCUCUCCGUCAGGAGAGGUCCCUACGAGUUCAACUGCAGGGCAAAGAGAUAAGGAAGACCUUCGCCGCCUUGGAACCAUUGCAUGUUCCUCAAACCGGAAGCCAGGAGUUGACCAACCUGGAGAGAGACCUUCGCUCCCUUAAGAACCAGUGGCUUCUGGCACAUCUCGAUAUGGGCACGACUGGCAGUCAGCGACGACGGGAAAUUGAGCUGCAGGGCAGCCGCGUGAUGCGACAUAUCUUCCAGACAUAUUGCACACAUCAUCCGCAUCGGGCCAAGAGCACCGAUUUUGGCCUCUUCAUCAGCGAGGAUCUGCGGAGGGCAUACGAGCCAAAUUUCUAGUUAUACGAAUUAGUAUUCCAGCUGUCUUUCGGUCGUAACAAAGGUAAAUGUGAUUCGCGGCUUAUAUAAAACAUUAAUCUAUUAAUAAUUAUUUCUACGAAAUUAGAUAUUACAUAUAUACAUGCAAAUAUGAAAACUGUA
This is a messenger RNA of Drosophila eugracilis, 4276 nucleotides long. Its product is annotated as dynactin subunit 1. The coding region runs from base 113 to 4135 and encodes 1340 amino acids. The record is from RefSeq and is a predicted model, not a curated record. The transcript has 4 exons. Gene Ontology annotation, biological process: nuclear migration; establishment of mitotic spindle orientation. Gene Ontology annotation, cellular component: kinetochore; microtubule associated complex; spindle pole. Lineage: Eukaryota; Metazoa; Arthropoda; Insecta; Diptera; Drosophilidae.